Molecule: messenger RNA, 507 nt
Organism: Parnassius apollo (apollo)
Lineage: Eukaryota; Metazoa; Arthropoda; Insecta; Lepidoptera; Papilionidae
Source: the annotation of a GenBank genome assembly
AUGAGAGAGCGUAAUUAUGAAUCAUUGCGAGUUGAAAAUGAGGAGCAUAGACUUAAUCGCUUGGAGAACAGUCAUAGAAAUCUAUUUAUUGGGGCUCUAGUUAUGAUGAGACGUAACAUUUCUAUUACUGAAGACCUGGUGAACGAUGUAAUGGGGAUCGUGUCCAAGUUUAAAUGGCCUGCCCUUCGUCACGGCGAGUUACCCGAUACAGUUUUUAUAAAAUUUGAUAAUAGUACUAUUGGCACAAAUGUGAAAGACAAUGAGGGGUUAGUUGCCAUAGCGCCAGUAUCAAUAACAUAUCAGAAUUUAAAAAAUAAGAUAGAUAAGGAGAUAAAAUCAAGAGCUAGAACGAUAAUAGACGAAUCAGACACUACUUCUAACGAAGAUACUGAUAUUAAUGAGAUUCAAUACGCCGAUACUGACGAUGAUUACACGAGUUUUGACGACAAAAUCACUAAAGGAUCAAUAGAGCUCUCUAUUUCUCCUAUAGUGAACGAGGUAAACUGA